Messenger RNA from Ilyonectria robusta, 937 nucleotides. RefSeq lists its product as uncharacterized. Bases 100 to 795 code for a protein of 231 amino acids. NCBI's taxonomy places the organism in Eukaryota, Fungi, Ascomycota, Sordariomycetes, Hypocreales, Nectriaceae. The transcript has a single exon. The record is from RefSeq and is a predicted model, not a curated record.
CUCCACCAGGGCUUAUCGGAGGGGUUGUUGGAUUGCAUUGCAGCUCCGAGUCGCAUUAAAGACCAAUCGAGAUCUCAUUCUACCGAGGCAAAAACACAAAUGAAGCAUCCAGAACCCUUUACCCAUGAGAUAUCUCACUCCGCCCCCGUUGGCAACACUUGCCGUAUCGCCAUGUCGUACGUGCGUGUCACUGUCUUCGUUGCGUGUCUUGUCUCGUCUCAUCCCCGACUCGUUUUCGCGACCAAAAAAAAAACCUGCCCCUCCCCCUCCCCCUCUCUGCUGUUGCUGCAGUGCCAGAGCUCCACCAGCCAAGCUACUGGAGCUGCUAGCAAAACCACCCCCCGGACAACCACAACGAGAAUGGACAUUUCUGGGCCAAACAAAGCAAACGCCAGGGUUGCUGAGGAGGGGCAGAGAGAGAAAAAUUUCCAGCCAUUCCAGCCACGGUGGAUCCGCGCAAGCUUUCUCAUGCACCUCACCUCCCCUGCGCGGCAAGCCGUGCCCGACCCAUUCCCAUCAGAGCAGGUUGCUCCAACAUCCAGGCCGACUUGCAGAACCGCUGGACAUCGUUUGGUUUGCGCCGGACCACUGACAGCCCAUCAAAUUGCCAAAAAGAUGCCCCAUCCCACUUGUUGCUUGCCCACCGCUCUGCGAAACGCGGCUCACUGCGACCUAGACCACCAUCAGGCCGCUCUCCCUUCCACCCUUGGAUGUUUCAACCAGGACCACAUUCACUGGGCGGCUAUUCUGGCAGAGGUGGGAAUGGACAGAGGUUUGUCCACUGUGGUUCCAUGAGUGGAUUUCUUUUGUUACUUUUUCCCUCUUGUUCUCUGCUCUCCAUGCCGCAUCCAUCGCUUACCGCCCCCAUGGCCCCAUCCCGUGAAGCAGCCACCGAUGGAUUACGACCACAACGACCACAACGACCACAACGACCACA